Messenger RNA from Urocitellus parryii (Arctic ground squirrel), 927 nucleotides. The record is from RefSeq and is a predicted model, not a curated record. NCBI's taxonomy places the organism in Eukaryota, Metazoa, Chordata, Mammalia, Rodentia, Sciuridae.
AAUGGAAAGUGAAAACCCUUGUUCCGCUUAAAUUGGGUUCCUUCCUGUCCUGAGAAACAUAGAGACCCCUAAAGGGAAGCAGAAGAGAGAGAGACCCACACCCAGACCCCGCGAGAAGAGAUGACCAUGACCACCAUGCCAGAAAGUCUCAACAGCCCCGUGUCGGGCAAGGCGGUGUUUAUGGAGUUUGGGCCGCCCAACCAGCAAAUGUCUCCUUCUCCCAUGUCCCACGGGCACUACUCCAUGCACUGUUUACAUUCGGCGGGCCAUUCGCAGCCCGACGGUGCCUACAGCUCGGCCUCGUCCUUCUCCCGACCGCUGGGCUACCCCUACGUCAACUCGGUCAGCAGCCACGCGUCCAGUCCCUACAUCAGUUCGGUGCAGUCCUACCCGGGCAGCGCCAGCCUCGCCCAGAGCCGCCUGGAGGACCCAGGGGCCGACUCCGAGAAGAGCACGGUGGUGGAAGGCGGUGAAGUGCGCUUCAAUGGCAAGGGGAAAAAGAUCCGCAAACCCAGGACAAUUUAUUCCAGUUUGCAGUUGCAGGCUUUGAACCGGAGGUUCCAGCAAACUCAGUACUUAGCUCUGCCCGAGAGGGCGGAGCUCGCGGCCUCCUUGGGACUCACGCAGACUCAGGUACCUCGCUGCUGCCACUCCGUCAAGCAGGCUUCACGCUGCGGGCCUGAGCCCGGGGCUUCAUUUCUAGCUCACUGGGCUUCAGGUUCGAGGUGUCAGUGUGUGUGAGUGUGUGUGUGUGUCCGUCUCUCCCUCCCUCACCCAGGGUCCCAGUCCCCUUCCACCUUCAUUCUCUCUGCCCGAGCUCGGUCGCUGCUGUCUGUACACCGACUUUCCUGCCGCCUGGUCCUUAGACCCUGGACAAUCUGAUUAGGGAGCAGGAAGGAUUGCCCCAGACGUUUUGUUUGGGGAUUC